Messenger RNA from Penicillium mononematosum, 594 nucleotides. RefSeq lists its product as uncharacterized. The coding region runs from base 1 to 594 and encodes 197 amino acids. The transcript has 3 exons. Lineage: Eukaryota; Fungi; Ascomycota; Eurotiomycetes; Eurotiales; Aspergillaceae. The record is from RefSeq and is a predicted model, not a curated record.
AUGCGUCUUGAUCAACUGUGGUCCCACGCGAUUACAUUCAAGGAUGAAUACGUUAGCCCCGAAGAUGCGAGAGAGAUGGAGAUUUUUCAUUCGAUGUCUCACCAUCAUUCGAUGCCCCACCGCCCAAACUUCUUUCUUGGGCAAAAGUACUUCGGCCUCCAUCUUCAUAUGUCCAACUUCCCCGACAGUUCUCAGACCUCUGCAUUCCCGUACAUUUUUCUUGUCAACAUGGAGAAAACAAUAUUCUUGAAAACCUCUAUUCCAUACCUGGACUCCCCUACGAAAAGCACGUCGUACGAUGAGCUACCUACUUCGCCCCUAGUGUUAGUUGUGGAUUCCUAUCCCGAUAACCUCGUUAUCAAAUACCUCGUGGCACCUUUUGCCAAACACCUCGUAAAAACCAUCUUGGCACUCCUGGCUUUUCUCUUUGGCUCGCUGACGGUGUGCGGCCAUUGGAACUCUGAGGAGGUCUGCAGCCUGAGAUUUCACUACAUGGCAUUUCUCAUUGCGGUGGGAAUCCUUGGCUUAACGGGCUACGCCUAUCACCUUCGGCGAACGCUCGAAAAGGAAGGGAGGAUUUCGCGAAAGGCUUAA